AUGUCGAUUGCUGAUGUUCAAGCCUUAAUUGGUCACGAUGUGAUUCUACUUGUUGGGUCACCAUUAUCGGGCAAGGGUACGCAAGGAAAACUUCUUGCCAAAGCCCUUGAUCGGCCAUACGUAUCAUCCGGAGAUCUCUUUCGUGAUGAAGUGGCAAGUGGAAGUGCACUGGGUCAGCAGAUAAAAACUUACAUGGAUUCUGGUGAGUUAAUUCCUAACGAUCUUACAACAACAUUUCUCACUACCAAAUUAAGCGAUUCAAUUUAUCACAAAGGCAUGAUCUUGGACGGUUAUCCUCGUAACAUAUCUCAUCUUCCUAUCCUUGAGAACAUAUUGACAAAGUUGAAUCAACGCAUCUUCAUAGCAAUCUAUUUGGAUGUAUCCAAGGAGCAGCUCAACAAACGUCGUGCGCAGCGUGGUCGAACUGAUGAUGACGCUGAUACUUUUGAACGUCGAUACGCAGUCUUUCAAGAAGAAACAUUGCCUCUGAUUGACGUACUCAAAUCAAGAAAUCAACUUAUCAAGAUCGAAUGCCAUUCUAAAUCUUCUGCCGAGAUCAAUCAACAAACACUUUCAGAGUUGAUAUCUCUGUGUAAAUAG
This is a messenger RNA of Rotaria sp. Silwood1, 600 nucleotides long. The record is from the annotation of a GenBank genome assembly. NCBI's taxonomy places the organism in Eukaryota, Metazoa, Rotifera, Eurotatoria, Philodinida, Philodinidae.